AUGCCGAAGUCCUUUCUGAUAAAACGUCGUAGAUCAGCAGAGCUAGGAACACGGAAUUGGGGGGAACUCUCUGACCGGCUCCGGGGGGACUCGUACGUACCAGAGACCAGAGCAGUCCCGGCUCUCGUUCACCCCACAAUUCUCAGCCUCAGCAGCAGGAGCGAGUGGAUUGGCAGAGACCCCCACCACCUGGUCCAAAACCCACUUUAUUUGCCCUCACCUGCUGUGGGGAAGCAUCUUCCGCAGAACAAGUCUGGGUCUGUAUCAUGUGCCACUCCUCCCUCCUCUUUGCAGGGCAGGGGUCUCCCCCUGCAGGUGGGCUUCCAGUGCUCCGUCUGCAGCAAACGCUUCCCGCUGCAGCGCAUGCUGAACCGCCACAGCAAAAGCCACAGCCCUGUCAAGAAGCACCUGUGCCACUAUUGCAGCAAAGGUUUCAAUGACACCUUCGACCUCAAGAGGCACCUGAGGACGCACACAGGCAUCCGUCCAUACCGCUGUUGCCUCUGCGACAAAGGCUUCACCCAGCGCUGCUCCCUGGAGUCUCACCUGAAGAAAAUCCACUGCGUCCCCCAGACCUACGGCUACCGGGAACGCCGGGAAAAGCUCUUUGUGUGCGAGCACUGCGGCUUUACCUGCGGCACCAGCGACGAGUACUACAGGCAUACACGCCGGGGCCACUCCGCAGGGCUCCACCUGGGGGAAGACUUCCCCAAGCCUGGACCAGCAGCUUUUCUGCCUCAAUUGCACCUUCUACUCGGAUAG
Messenger RNA from Ahaetulla prasina, 762 nucleotides. It is a transcript of the gene OVOL3, whose product is annotated as ovo like zinc finger 3. Gene Ontology annotation, biological process: regulation of transcription by RNA polymerase II; epidermal cell differentiation. The transcript has 4 exons. Lineage: Eukaryota; Metazoa; Chordata; Lepidosauria; Squamata; Colubridae. Bases 1 to 762 code for a protein of 253 amino acids. Gene Ontology annotation, cellular component: nucleus. Gene Ontology annotation, molecular function: RNA polymerase II cis-regulatory region sequence-specific DNA binding; DNA-binding transcription factor activity, RNA polymerase II-specific. The record is from RefSeq and is a predicted model, not a curated record.